Molecule: messenger RNA, 600 nt
Organism: Aspergillus chevalieri
Lineage: Eukaryota; Fungi; Ascomycota; Eurotiomycetes; Eurotiales; Aspergillaceae
Exons: 2
Coding region: 1-600 (199 amino acids)
Source: RefSeq, a predicted model, not a curated record
AUGCUCAAGCGGCCCUGCUGGGACCCCGCGCGGGAGCCUGACCGUCCGGUCCCGCCGCCCCCGGCCCCGGGGAGUCCGCCGGUCCCGGGGCUCCCCGUCCACCCGGGCUAUCGCUGCCCCCACCCCGACUGUGCCUACAUCGUGUGCAAUCCUGAGAGCCUCCUGCGGCACCGGACCCGGAUCCAUGCGGACCGUCGACCCCGGGGCCGACAGCCCCCGGCCAGCCAGGUGUCCCCGCUGCCCCCGUAUCGGACUGUCAGCUGUCAGCGCUUCUUCCCCUCCGGUGCCGGCAGCGGUUUCUUCCAGGUCACCCCACCCGCACACACGGAGCGGGCCCGCCAGGCGGCCACCAUGGGUGAGGUGGAGUUCAUCCGGAGGCAGGUGGCCGGGGCCCUCGCCGAGGACGCGGCGGCGGCGGAGGCCGGGGCCCAGCGGGUGCCGGACCCGGAUGCCAAAGCGCCCACCGAGAUAUCCCCCUGGCUGGAGCUCACCCGGUGGCCCGAGUUCCUGCAUGGGCAUGCCUUCACAGCACGCCAGCGUCGAGCGGCUGAUCGAGGCGGCCUACCAGUCCAUCAAGACGCGGCGGAUCAACGAGUUUGA